Molecule: messenger RNA, 603 nt
Organism: Emys orbicularis (European pond turtle)
Lineage: Eukaryota; Metazoa; Chordata; Testudines; Emydidae
Product: lipase member M-like
Exons: 6
Coding region: 1-603 (200 amino acids)
Biological process (GO): lipid metabolic process
Source: RefSeq, a predicted model, not a curated record
AUGGAUGUGAAUCCUGAAGCAUUCAUGAAUAUUAGUGAGAUCAUUUGCUACAGAGGAUAUCUUAGUGAGGAGUAUGAAAUUAUGACAGACGAUUCCUAUUAUCUUAGCAUCAACAGAAUUCCCUUUGGCAUAGGAAAUGGUAAGAACUCAGGUCUCAAUCCUGUUCUUCUGCAGCAUGGCUUAGUUUUAGAGGGAAUCACCUGGGUUGCAAAUAUGGCCAACAGCAGCCUGGGCUUCAUACUAGCAGAUUCUGGCUAUGAUGUUUGGAUUGGAAAUAACAGAGGGAAUAACUACUGGGCAAGAAAACACUACAACCUUACAGCUGACCAGGAGGAAUUUUGGGCCUACCCUUUUUCACAACAUGCCACACAUGACCUUCCUGCCAUCAUAAACUUUAUUCUGCAGAAAACGGGGCAAGUGCAACUGUAUUACAUUGGCUAUUCUCAGGGCACCACCUUAGGUUUCGUUGCAUUUUCAUCCAUGCCAGAGCUGGCUCAAAAAAUCAAAAUGUUUUUUGCAUUGGCUCCUAUAAUCACACUUAAGCAUUCCAAAAGCCCACUGAUAAAACUGUUCUUCAUACCUGAAGGAAUAAAUAAUGUGUGA